AUGUUCAAACUUCCUCAACUUCAGACUUUCCUCGACAAGUCGUCAUGUGCUGACAAUCUGACAAUCACCGUAGGAAGAACCAACCGAGGCUCGGCGGGUUCAGUUGAGGUCUGGUUUCAGCGCAAGUCACUAGGGGCGGAAUGGAGACAACUGAAGAAGUUGUCGGGCGAAGAGGUUGGCAACCUGCGGGAGAAGGCAGAGGAGGAACGGCCGGGCGGGCGCCGCAAAACGACUGCAGCGCAAGCAGCAGUGAACCGGGGUCGAAAAGCGGGGGAAACAGCAAGAUCUAGCGCGCAAGUGGAGGGGCAACUUCACGCAAGGAGUGGCGAAGCGUCGAGCGCAGACGAUUGUCGGACCAUUGUCGACCAAGCUGUGAUGUAUCUCGAUGGCCUCCGAUCAGGAGAGUGCGCUCUGUACAAUGUCGGCGAACAGGGCUCUGCUAGUACGGUCUAUCUGGCUAGCACCGGGAAUCACAACGCCGCCAGGCCCAAACCUCUCGGGCGCCCUAGCAAAGUGCGCGCGUUGCUCGAGACGGUGCAUCGGGACACCUUGGGAAACCUGAGCUGCACCUGCGACCGGGGCCGGUUGUACGCUCGGGCCCCCUGCGUGCACAAGCUUGCGCUUCAGACGUUGGAGCCGCCAAGGCUAGCGAGCGCCAUAUCGCUGCAGAUUGGGACGCGGGUGAUGGAGAUACCAUGCGACAGGACCGGGGAGCGGGUUUUUGGGGUGUACUGGAACGUUGGUUCGCCAUCACCUCAGAGGACAAUGGUCCACUAUGGAGAGGGGGCGCGGAUGGGCUGGUAUUGCGAGGGGAGGAAGAGCGGAUGCAGCAAGACUGCUGACUGCUCGCACAUUCAAGGGGUGAAGCGAGCUUUGAGUGGACCGAGCGGUGUGGACAAAUUGAGCAAGAGUUCAUUUUCGGAGGGGCAGCUCGAGCUCGCAAAAACGUCUUUGAAGGACGGGCUAGUGAGGUGCUGCACGUCUGCACAAACGAACGGAAAGCGAGCUCGAUCGGAGCAAGGAGAAAGCUCCGGUGGCAUUGGGGAGGCGAGCGCGAGAUCGGGCAAACGGAGAACCAAAUCAUUUUGGACGGCAGAAGGCACAGAAACGGAGGAGCCGGAUGCUGCAACGGGCAGCACGGGGGAAGCUGAGUCGGAUGCAGCUGAGGAGAGGGGGCGGGGAACGGAAAGUGCCCUCCAGGUCGAGGAUCGGAACGCGUUCUCGAUUCCGGUGUGUAAUAUCUGCGUGUGCCCCUCGAAUGUGUGCACGCACGGUGCCUCCCACGGGAUUGCGACGGUGUUGCCCAUGGAAGCUGAGGGCGUGCAGCUGGAGGUGCCCAAGCUCGUUCGCCCCACGGACUCCUGGCAGGUUCACGACCCCGAGGUGCUGCUGCUGCAAAGGCCAGUUCGAGUCAAGCUCCGGAUCUAUUGCUGCGCCUGCCCUGAGAAGCAUACCGUUCACUUCAAUGGAGAGGCGCUCGGUCUAUACGCGUGGACACGCGCGGUGGUCGUCACGCAGGUCGCUUGUCAGAUACUGCUACGAGACGUUCAGAAAUCGGGAGCUGCUUUCAGCCCGCUCAUUGCAGCUGGGAGUGCGGUACGGCGUCAAUACAAUCCCAGCGCGACCCUCUUGUCGGAAGAGUGUUGGCGUAAGGCGAGCCUUGGCUUCUUCAAGCUGUGCGGGCGGCAGAUCAUGGAGUGUUGUAGCCUCUGCGGACCACAUCCAGAGGUGCUUCUAUGCGACGGCAUUGCGAGGCUUGCUUGCGCCGACGGCACGCGUCAGAAGGGCGGGCUUGCCGGAACCGAUGCCGCCCUGCUUCGGCCCUUCACGGCGCCAAGUCAAGGCUCCGAUAAAGUCAACGUACAGAGAGUCAUGGAGGCCGGAAGUAACUACCUGGCGGCGUCUCUUUCGGGAGGGGGGCUGAAAAAGCGUCUCCUGCAUCAACCCGAGCUUCGGACGCUUCUAGCGCAGUUCAGCGGACACCAUGCUGCUGACCCAAAGCUAGGGAAGACGCUGAGUACACGAGAAUACAAGGAGCUUCUGGUCGCGCUCGCUAGGGACGAUGUGCAAGUCGUCACGGGCUUUGCCCAGGAUCCAGCCGAUGCCGAUGCAGACCCGGUGCUCUUGCACUGGCGCCGGCAGAUUCCGGCUCAUCAGGUCGGCCAGGUUCGGUCGAAGAACAAAGACGUGCUCGAGCUGCUUGACGGCAUCGAGAGAGAAGCGAUGCAAGACGCGCCCCAAUGGCCUCCCCGCUGCCCAGGCAGAUGGGCGGAACUGCUCUACACUCUAGGUGCCCCAUAUUCGGUCUCAGACGACUCGAAUCUCAUCCAACACGGGAAAGCCUUGGGGGUGGUCCGUAAGCUGCUCCUUGGAGGAGCCGCAAACGAUGAGAACAGGGUCGUGCUGGCCGAGCAUUCCCCUAUCCUGCGUCUGCUGCUAGACCAUUUCGGUGACCGCUUUCCCCGGUACUUCCAUCCCGUGCUACACCACCUUUACCGUUUGACACUGUUUGCGCGCGGAGCGAUGGGGCUUGGAAUUGGACGGGCGGGAUGGGCGUUGUCGGCGAUCGAAGGCCUCGAUGUCUGCGUCUGGCUGGAGCGGGAGCCAAAACCCCUGAACUUCGAGCAACAGCAAGCCUUCGACUUCUGGGCGGCCCGGGCGAAUGCUCUUCUCCCCGGAGUCGAAAGCCUUUCCCCUCCAGCACUGCACGAGUACGCCCUUCUUCCGCCAGAACGGAUCUUGUUGAACGACAGGCUCGGUCUCGAGGCGGACGGAUCGGAGCGCGGCUCUCUUCCCCAGGACCAUCCUUACUGCCGCGAGCAACGAGAGCUUGGCUGCUAUCCAAUUCCAGGAUGGGAGCAGAAACGCGCCCUUCCGCAAUACGAACCGUUCGAAGACGACCUCGGUAGGUCUCGCGAGCGCGAUGAGGAGCAUCGGUGUCGGAGCGGGCUUACCGUCGGGGAAUUCGAUGCCAAGGUCGCUCUGGAAAGCGGGAUCAAGAAGAACAAGAGCCUGCAACGGCACACAAAGGGCGGCUUUGUCUUUUCGUGCCCUCAUUGUGUCAUCUAUGGCUUCCACGUCAUGCUCCGCGGGGAGUCGCCGCGAGACCCCUUCACCGUUCUGUACACUCGCCUCAAUCGGAAAGAUCUCCCCUCAUACCUGGUCUACGACAACGCCUGCAAGCUGCGUGCCUACGCGAUGCGGAGAGAGCCAGCGUUCUUUGCAGAAGUCCGUUUUUUGGUUGAUCGAUUCCACUUCCAACGCACUUCUGCGGAGGCGCACAAAUGCGGCCCUUCUUACAAUCCGGACUACUACGACUCUGUGCGAUGGGUCAAUACGUCGGCAGUGGAGUCGUGCAACGCGUUCCUCGUCACCUUCAAGACGCAAGCGUGGUAUAGCAGCCUCGUAGCGUUCAUGGUCAUCCUCGCUAAUCUAGUCAGCGAAAGGAAUAGCGAUCUAGCACGGGUUGACGAACCAAAGCUGCGCAUUGCGGGCAGAGCGGACACGUGGAGUCCGGCUGUACGGCAACGACUCUUGAUGUACUAA
Messenger RNA from Klebsormidium nitens, 3546 nucleotides. The record is from the annotation of a GenBank genome assembly. NCBI's taxonomy places the organism in Eukaryota, Viridiplantae, Streptophyta, Klebsormidiophyceae, Klebsormidiales, Klebsormidiaceae.